GAAAUGGCAUUGUCGAAAAACGGUUGUGUUUGUCUUUAUAACGACUGUUACAAAAAUAACAGUCUAAAAAAACCAUAGACAAAUUGUGUUUUGUAAUCAAUUUUAUGGUUUGAAAGUACCAAAAUUUUGUGGUGUGGUGUUUUUAACAAAGAUAUUUGAACAAAAAUAGUUCAAAGUGUAGUAAAAGAGGAUAAUUAUAAAAUUGAAAUGGACCCUUUCACUGAAAAUAUUUUGUCAAGGGCUAGAGAAAGACAAAGGAUGAUAGGGGAGGCCAAAAGCCACCCUUUGAGGGAAACAAAUAAAUCAGAACCAAACUUAACGAAGGUUACUGCCAUUCCCCCCAAAGAAAUUCACUCAGAAGGCAUGCUAAAUUCAACCUACACAACUAAAUUUCAUCGUCAAAACUCAGUAACUCGAAUUUCUUCUGAUGUUGAAGGUUCCCCAAACAAUAACAUGCUCACAAAGACACUGAACAUACAGAAGGAUGAUUUUAACAUGGAGAUUAAGGUCAAGAGUGCUGAGAAUGUGCGAGUCGAAGUGGAAAUAGAGGAGAGGGAAAACGAGGAAAAUAUAGAGAGGUUUUCGAAUCACAAUGAGGAAAAUGCUGGUCUUAGGGAAGAGUCUAGGAAUAGGCUGAAAAGAUUGGGGAAACUCUAUGCUGGUGGGGAAGAUGCAGAAAUAUCUUCUCCAAUACACAGAACGGAAGCCCAGUUCUAUAAAAACAUGGCUACUGAUGAGGAAGCAGAAAAACCGAAGAAAAUUGAUAAAAAAUCUCACAAAGGACUGAGCAAAUUAGCGGACUUGGCAGAGACAAUCAAUAGAUGGGAAGAUGACAUGAGCCAUCCAAUUAUUUCUCAAAGUACUACUACUACCACACCUAAAAAAACAUGGAAACCACCCGCACCACAGCCUCCUCUCACAAAUAAUCAAUCUUCCCCCCAGAAAUCGACUAAAAAACCGACAAAAUCUCGAGCACCAAGUCCACCAAGUAGUACAACAAACAGUCCUAAAAAAAGUUUAUUUAAACCCAAACCAUCUAAUGAUAAAGAUAGUAUUGAGGGAGAUUCUGAUAAUAAAAAAAUAGUCUCCAAAGAGAGUCCAAGGAUAGUACAUGGUAGUCCUAAAAAGACUGUUUUAAAUGUAGAAAAAGGGGCAGUACCCAAACAAAUAAACUGGGAUCCAAAAGUUUUGGAUACAUUGCAAUCACAAGGAUUCACACGCACGGCUUCGUCUUCACGUUUAGUUUACUCAUACAAUUCACAGGGUGGUCAAAAAACAGAGGAAUCCGCUAAAAGUACCGUAAAAAGCCUGCCAACGCUUCAAGAAAAUGACGUAAAAAAAUCUGAGAUUAGUGAAUUAAAAAAACCGGGUUCAGUGGCAAAUAAGGCCGCCAUAUUUGAGAGUAAGGUUCAUAAUAGUCCGGUAAAGCCUGAGAAAGAUCCUGCCUUGUUAAGUUUGGCAGAAAGGAAAGCUCUUUUUGAGAAAAAUAAGGGUAAUGCCUUGAUACCUAAAGCGCCUUUUGGACAGUCUGCUCCCGUCAAAGUUGACACCACAAUGAAGGCCUCGGAGAGCAAAUUUAUUGGAAUUACUGAAAAUAACGCAAAGAAUAAAGAAACCUUCAAAAACAAGGAAGAAGGACAGGGAAAAUUUAAGAAAAACAUUAUUAAAUUUGAAGAGAAUAAAAAAGUUGAGUCAAAUAAAAAAAUACCAACUGUUGCAGUGGUGCAUCAAGCUGGCGGUAUAGCCAAUACCAUGGCAACGCUGUUAGAGAACAAAUCCACGAUUUCCGAAGAACAAAUCUUCAACAAAAUGAAGGCGGAGAGACAGAAAGAAAUGGAUAUGUUACUGAACAGAUUUAACAAAAACAAACAGGUGGCAAAUAAUGAAGACAUAAUUGAAGAAGCGCCCAGCGAGUCCGAUUAUUCAGAUUGCGAAGAUGCCGAUGAGGAAACGGCCAUGUUGAAAUCUAAGCCAGUGACUGUUCAAGCGCCUCUCCCUCGCAGAUCGGCAGAAAAAAGGAAAAGCGGUGGGAAAAUUACAACUGACGCGGACAGUCCCAAAGUAGCGUUUACUUUAGAGGACGUGAAAAGAAUCAAGGUGUCGCCCCCUAAGGUAGGUAGGCUGUACCCGAAUCUAUCAGAUAUCGAGGCUACUACGACCGAUCCGGAUACAAGGACACCCACUCCGAACCAAACAGAGAACAGCUCGCGAGAUAACAGUUUUGAUUCUGCUGAUCCUAACACAAGUUUCGGAAGAGAUAUCCUAGAGGCAGUAUGUAAAAAUGUCACUCCUUCCAAGAAGGUAACAUAUGAAGAAUCCACUAGCAGCGAAAAUUCUAGUAUUAUGAACGAACUAGAUGAGAUUUUGGACGAAAUUGACGAUGAUGACAGCGGAACAGGACCGUCACCUCCGAAACAGGGUCGGCAUUACUCUCCAAAGCACGCAAGGGCACACCAGUCCAACUCGUUCCACUACAAAAAUUUCGCUUCUCCAAACGACAGUAAAAAGAAGGAGAAUAAUUUUCAGUCUCCGAAAAAAAUCGUCGCCGCGUCGCCCAGGCCAUCUACCGAACUUCCGGUCGUCGUGGACGGUGACGAGGUUUUACAGCUCACGCACACCGUCAGUUUCUACAGGAAGCAGCAAAAUGAGGUACACACCCCUUUGAGGCAGAUCUCGAGACAGCCUUUGAUUGAGGAAAGUUCCGAGGUAGAGACUGAUAGUACCGAGGACGAUGCAGUAACGGCGAAGAUUAAAGUAUUGGAGGAAGAAGUGAAUAUUCAACAGAAUAUCAUCGCCCAAACGAGUCAGGCUUUGAAUUUGUGCAGUAGUACUCCGGAAUUUUCCGGUUCUACCGAACAAGUCGAAGCCGAAAGAGUACUACUUGUUGCAAGUCACAGAAGACAAGCAGCGUUGCACGAACUUCAAAGGUUAAGAGUGGAAAGAACAUUAAGACCGAUAAGUAAAUUGUCACAGAGUGUGCCCCUGGAGAAAGGAACGCUAACUAUAUCGAAUAUAGUGUUGCCUAUGAAACAGAAAUACGUCACUGCCUUGGCUGCGACUGGAGGUAAAGGACAUCACGUGGUGUGCCUGAUUAAAUGCGGCGAACAAGUUGUACCAACAAAGCUAACGUCCACGGUUGCCAGUAAAAAAAAUCCCGAUACUGACUUGUAUAUUCCCGGAUCUGUGACUUUAAACAAUAUUUUCAGCGAUUUUACUGUGACUUUUGAGGUGUAUUGUCUACAAGCUCAGGAGGAAUUCCUUCCUCAUGAAGUUAAAUACCAUAUACACAAAAAGGCGUCUAAAGGUUUGACCACGCCAAAAAAGAACAAGCAAGAGUCCAGGUUUCAAAGGCCGCCAAAAGAGUCACCUGCCGGACCUCAGGUAGUACGGACUUCUUCGUUUGCGCUCAUGGGUUACGUGAUUUUCUCCGUUCAAAACCUUAACAAGAAAAUGUGGAGUUUGAACAAUACUCCCCCUAUGAGUCCCUUGGAGGGGGUCGUGGAAAUGAAGGUGAAUUGUGAACUGGCCGUCUCGGUGGAACACAGAGGAUUUUUGACCAUGUUCGAGGAUAUUUCUGGUUUCGGGGCGUGGCACAGGCGAUGGUGCUUGCUGAAAGGGCACAGUCUCAGCUACUGGAAGUACCCCGACGAUGAAAAAAAAGUCCCUCCAAUCGACACCAUCGACCUAAAGUCUGUAACGUCAGAAACCGUGGGACCAGUAAGCCGCGACAUCUGUGCGAGACUGCACACGUUCCUACUGGAACGCGAGAGGCCAGCAUGUCCGACAGAUUUGAACACAUUGGUGGUUAUAAAGAAAGGAGAUAAAACCAUCAUAAGGCAUUUAUUGUCAGCCGACACAAAAGAAGAAAGGAUACAGUGGUGCUCAAAACUAAAUGCGGCCCUCACUGCUAUAAGGAUGUGGGGGAAUCCCUAAAUACCUUUACCGUAUCAUCGAAUAAAAAACGGUUUCUAGUUGGCUAGGGGCGUUUUCCAUACAAUUUUAUACACAAAAAAUUCGAUCAGUUCUGUUCCCAGCCAUCUCUGACGCCGUUUUUUUCGAUGGUAUUGUAUUUAUUUUUUUAACUUUACGGACUGUAUGAACUAAAAAAAUCUAACCCAAAAAAAUACCUGCAUAUAUUUAAUAUAUAUUUUU
This is a messenger RNA of Sitophilus oryzae (rice weevil), 4152 nucleotides long. Its product is annotated as anillin-like. Lineage: Eukaryota; Metazoa; Arthropoda; Insecta; Coleoptera; Curculionidae. The transcript has 19 exons. Gene Ontology annotation, cellular component: actomyosin contractile ring. The record is from RefSeq and is a predicted model, not a curated record. Gene Ontology annotation, biological process: actomyosin contractile ring assembly; mitotic cytokinesis; septin ring organization. Bases 208 to 3933 code for a protein of 1241 amino acids.